GAGCUGUUAAAACGGAUGGACGGCGUGGAUGCAGGGCACAUGAAUCACGGUGGGCCCCAAAGUCAGUAAUCCACCCACAUCCGAAGCGGCCCCACCAGCAUUCCGAAGUAGGAAUGUGACCGGGCCGGGCCUGGGAUAGUUCUCGGCCCGGAGUUUCAACUAUUCGGGCUUUACCCUAUUCAAAAUUCUGAAUUUUCGGGCACUAAGCCGUCCCAUUGACACCCGUUUUCCGAAGGGCAUGUGUAUCGGAGCUUCGCUGCUCGAACGUGGACCCUAACCCGUAUCCACGCCGGCUGACGCUUCUCCGUCAUUGGUUCGACCAUCGACAGUUAUUCUGCCGGGGGACGUAGAUCAUCUACUGACGGUUUUUGUAGCUAUUUUAUUGAUGAAGCGAUGUUACCAAGUUCUAUCCUCUACCCCACCCCAUGAUGUAUGGGGUAUAUCUCAUCAUCCAUCCAUUUGAAGAGAUUAUUUUGGGAGAUUUCGGAUCCUCUGCAAGCUGCAAAUAGAAAUUUCUUGUUUUUCUGCAUUGUGAUUGGUCCACAUCAUCAUGGACAUUGUCAGCAUAGUCGCAUUUGCAGUAUAUGAUGAAAUGGGCCAUGAUGAUGUGGCCCAAUUACAUUGCAACAAACAGGAAAUUUCUGUUUGUGGCAAGCAGAGGAUCCGGAUAAGCUAAAGAAUGAGUCGGAUCCAAAACUUAAGUACACUUCACCAUUUUUUGUGAUGGGGUUUACUUCAAUUUUGGACUUGGUUUAUUCUUUGCAUGAUCUUCUAAAAUGAUCUCUCCAAAUGGAUGAACGGUGUGAGUACAACCGUACAUUCUGGUGGAGCCUAUGGAGCUUGGUGAUAUCACUUCCGUUGAGAUGGCUACCGAAGCCAUCAGUAGCUACUCCGCAUCCCUGCUCGGGACGGCAAUGAAGCCCUCAACCUAGCCGACGACUCAGCUCUGUGUGACUGGAGCACCGACCGGCGCCUGCAUUAGAUGGAAGGUUUGGAUCUUGAAUCGAUUGGGGAAAUUAUCUGAUCUCGGAGCUUCUGUAGAUAUGGAUUUGAUACAAAGUGUUUCGUUUUUGGCUGGCACUCGCAAUUGCGAUCUUUGGAAGGUGAAAUGGGGGAAUUAUUGUGCUUGUGCCGGUUUAUGGCAGAAUCAGGGGAUGAAGUGUGAGUGGAGGAGUGGUCGAGUUUUGAGGAUGAUCGGGAAGGAUUAUGAUGGUGGUGUCAGUAAAAGGUCAGUGAUUGUCAAUAUGAGUGAUGGUGGGACUGAGACUGGGACUGUAGUGGUUGAGAAACCGAGCUUGCGGGGGUUGGAAGUGUUCGCUGGAAGUCCGACACCUUUUGGUGCCACUGCUCGAGAUGGGGGUGUCAAUUUUGCUGUAUAUUCAAGGAAUUCUACGUCGGCCACCCUUUGCUUGAUCAGCCUCUCAGAUUUACAAGAAGAUAGAGUGACUGAGCAGAUUCUCCUUGAUCCAUCGGCUAACAAGACAGGGGAUGUUUGGCAUGUAUUUCUUCGUGGGGAUCUCAAGGACAUGUUAUAUGGCUACAAAUUUGACGGGAAGUUUUCCCCUCAUGAAGGGCAUUACUAUGACUCAUCUCAGAUCUUGUUGGACCCUUAUGCUAAGGCAGUUAUAAGGAGAGGGGAGUUUGGUACCAUGGGACCUGGCGGCAAAUGUUGGCCUCAAAUGGCUGGCUUGAUACCUUCUUCUGACAGUGAGUUUGACUGGGAAGGUGACUUACCUUUGCGUUAUCCUCAAAGAGACCUUAUAAUUUAUGAAAUGCAUGUUCGAGGAUUUACAAAGCAUGAUUCAAGUAACACUAACUACCCUGGAACAUAUCUUGGUGUAGUGGAGAAACUUGACCACUUGAAGGAGCUUGGAGUCAAUUGUAUUGAGCUAAUGCCAUCUCAAGAAUUCAAUGAGUUGGAGUAUUACUCCUCUAAUUCUGUCCUGGGUGACUAUAGGCUGAAUUUUUGGGGAUAUUCAACUGUCAACUAUUUUUCACCAAUGAUAAGAUAUUCGUCUGCUGGCACACGUAAUAGUGGUCAUGAUGCAAUAAAUGAAGUCAAGAUUCUUAUUAGAGAAGCUCAUAAGCGAGGCAUCGAGGUGCUCAUGGAUGUCGUCUUUAAUCACACAGCUGAAGGGAAUGAGAAAGGUCCUAUUUUAUCCUUCAGAGGCAUUGACAACAGUGUGUAUUAUAUGCUUGCACCCAAGGGAGAAUUCUAUAACUAUUCAGGUUGUGGCAACACCUUCAAUUGCAAUCAUCCUAUCGUACGCCAAUUUAUACUGGACUGCCUAAGAUACUGGGUAACAGAAAUGCAUGUGGAUGGCUUUCGCUUUGAUCUUGCUGCUAUCAUGACCAGGAGCAGCAGUCUAUGGGAUGCAGGCAAUGUAUAUGGGAGUCCAACAGAGGAUGACCUCUUCAGGACUGGUACCCCACUCAGCAGUCCUCCAUUAAUCGAUAUGAUCAGUAAUGAUCCUGUCCUCCGUGGGGUCAAGCUUAUUGCUGAAGCAUGGGAUACAGGCGGUCUUUACCAAGUUGGUAGGUUUCCUCAUUGGGCUAUUUGGUCAGAAUGGAAUGGACAGUAUCGCGACAUAGUGCGGCAGUUUAUCAAAGGUACCGAUGGAUUUUCUGGGGCUUUUGCUCAAUGCCUUUGUGGAAGUCCACAUUUAUACCAGGAAGGAGGAAGAAAACCAUGGAAUAGUAUCAACUUUGUGUGUGCACAUGAUGGAUUUACUUUGGCUGAUUUGGUGACAUACAACAAAAAGCAUAACUUGCCAAACGGUGAAGACAACAAUGAUGGAGAGAAUCACAAUAACAGCUGGAACUGUGGACAGGAAGGGGAGUUUGCUAGCCUGCCUGUGAAAAGAUUGAGGAAGAGGCAAAUGCGGAAUUUCUUCCUCUGCCUUAUGGUUUCCCAGGGGGUUCCGAUGAUUUACAUGGGCGAUGAAUAUGGCCACACCAAAGGAGGCAAUAACAACACAUAUUGCCAUGAUAACUAUCUCAACUAUUUCCGGUGGGAUAAGAAGGAAGAAUCCUCAUCUGAUUUCUUCAGAUUCUGCCGCCUCAUGACAAAGUUCCGCCAUGAAUGUGAAUCACUUGGGCUGAAUGACUUUCCGACGGCAGAACGGCUGCAGUGGCAUGGUCACAUGCCUGGGAUGCCAGACUGGUCUGAAACAAGCCGAUUUGUUGCGUUUUCGUUGCAGAUGGACUCUGUAAAGCGAGAAAUCUAUAUUGCCUUCAACACAAGCCAUAUGCCGGUCACCAUCACACUUCCAGAGCGCCCAGGCUAUCGAUGGGAACCGCUGGUCGACACCAGCAAGGCCUCGCCAUUUGACUUCCUCUCCAAUGAUGUCCUGGAUAGAACCAUUGCCAUCCAACAGUACGCGCACUUCCUCGACAGUAACUUUUACCCCAUGCUUAGUUAUUCUUCUAUCAUCCUCACAUUGUCUCCAGAUGCUUAAUUUCUAUAAUCCACGCUAGGUCUUCCCUGGGAAA
Magnolia sinica is the source of this 3492-nucleotide messenger RNA. RefSeq names its product isoamylase 1, chloroplastic. Gene Ontology annotation, biological process: carbohydrate metabolic process. Gene Ontology annotation, molecular function: hydrolase activity, hydrolyzing O-glycosyl compounds. Lineage: Eukaryota; Viridiplantae; Streptophyta; Magnoliopsida; Magnoliales; Magnoliaceae. The coding region runs from base 1044 to 3458 and encodes 804 amino acids. The record is from RefSeq and is a predicted model, not a curated record. The transcript has 19 exons.